GGGGAAAUUAUACAUUUACACUUUGUUGAGUACCCCUUUUCAAAUUUACACUCAGGAGGAGGACAUUUUCACAAAUACCUAAUUGUUUAGUAGCCGAAAGACAAUAAUAACCCUCGCAAUUUUAACCUUUUCUCUCGAAUCUCUCUAGCUCGCCAUCGAAGGCGACGAGAUUACAGAGCUACGACGGCGAUUCUAGCAACGGCGACGACAAAAGGUCUUCUCUCUCACUAGUCACGCCGUCUCUCUGGAAAGAGCAUCCGGUGACGACGAAUAACAAUCAGACUAUACGAUUCAAAAUUUCAUCUCAAAAAAUGUCGUCUACUCCUCACGAUUCUCCUCUACACGAUUCUCCUAUACACGAUUCUCCUCUUCACGAUUCUCCUAUUCAUGAUUCUUAUCUUCACGAUUCUCUACAAUUGGAUAGCAACGAGUUUUGCACAACCUUGAAAUUGCCUGGGAGGGUUUAUGAAGCUGUAGAAACACCAGAUAAUCCCAAAGCGAUAAUCCAUCACUCAAAGAUUGAUUAUAUCGAGAAGGUGGAAGAUAUAUUAGGAAAAGAAGAGUUUUCUUUCAUAGAGAACUCUCACAUUGGGAGCAUUUUGAAGUUGGUUAAAAGGAAUAGGGUUCAAUUUUCAGAAGAGUUGUUCCAUUUUCUAAUGCAGCGAAGAGUAUUGACGCAAGGAGAGGAUCUCUGGUUUACUUUCUCGGACCAGCCUAUGAGGUUUUCACUAAGGGAAUUUCAUCUGACAACAGGCUUACGUUGUGAGGAAGAUCAGACAAUAACAGAGCCGCUGUUCAAAAUAAUGAAGAAGCCAUACAUUUGGAUGCUGGGCAAGAUUGAUAAGUUUACGGUGAGAACGUUAUAUGAAAUGUUUAAAAAGAAAGCACGAAGCAUGCCAACACUAGAAAGAUUAUCCCUUGGAACAGCAAUACUCACAGAAGCGGUAAUUAUGGCAGAAAAUCCGAGUUCUAAAAUCCCGAGAGACAGGUUGCAGCGUUAUAUGAACUAUCGCUCACACAAGAUUGCUUGGGGUAAAACUGCUUAUAGAAUCUUGAUGAGAAGUGUAAAAAGUUUGAGUGCAAGUUCCUGGACAGGAGAUAGUUAUGAAGUGAGUGGUUUUGCGCUAGCCAUAAAUCUGUGGGCAAUGUCAUCAGUGAAUGUGCUUGGUAAAUCUUUGGGAAAGCCAUGCGAGACAUCCUCUUCUUCUGAUCCGUUGUGUCUACAUUGGGACUCAACAAGAACUCCGACAAUAGCUGAAGUGUUAGAGCUGGAGAAGAUAAACAAUGUUGAGGUUAGCACAGUGAUUGGAUUGGCUGAGGAAUACAAACAUUUGGUGGGGGCAACACAUAGUGACGAUGCUGACUUUCACAGUGUUGUGAAACUAGUUCAACAAGGAUACAAAAUGAGGAGAAGCGAUUGGGAGAAAGGUUUUGUGGAUAUGUUUGUUGCAACAGAAGAUAUAGGUCAACAACGCAAGACAAAAGACGAAGAUGCAGAGCAUGGUGAAGAUCUGAACCAUAAUGAAGAUGAAGAGGAAAAGAAAGAUGAAGAGGAAAAGACAGAUGAAGAGGAAAAUAAAGAUGAAGAGUAUCAAAAGGAUAAGGAGCAAAGAAAAGAUAAAAAUCAUUCCAUGUCUAACAGCGAGAAACUUGAUAAGCUAAUCCAAAUGGUUCGUGAUUUGGAUAAGCGAGUAGUAAUGAUCCAGAAUGUUUUAGGAGUUAAGUUUAACGACAGUUCACCAAACAAAGAAGAUUGUGAAAAUGGAGCUAGUUCUGGUGAUAGAAGAAGUGCACAAGAUUAUGAAAAUGAAGAAGAUACAAUUAAUGAAGAAGCAAACUCUGAUGAUAAAAAAAAUGCACCAGAUGAUGAAAAUGAAGAAGAUACAAUUGCUGAAGCAGCAAACUCUGAAGAUACAAUUGCUGAAGAAGCAAACUCUGGCGAUGGAAGAAGUGCACUGGAUGAUGAAAAUGAAAAAGAGAUAUGUGAUGAAGAAGCAAAAUCUGGUACAGAGCAUCAAAGGGAAGAAGAGAAUAUUCUUGGGGAAAUUGAGACUACACAAAAAAUCACUCAAGACGAAGACACAGAAAAACUUGAAUCAGAAAGUUGCUUGAAACAAACGUCGCAGGUUACGUCGCCUACUCCAACAUUCAAUACUCCAAACUUUGAUACAAGGGUUUCAUCGCCUAAUCCAACAUUUACGUCUCCUAAGUUUGAUCUCCUUUCCCAAGAAAGUCAUAGUGGAAAGGGUACAAAUGAGGUUCUUAUGAGAGAUGUUUAUGAGAUUCCUGUUUUCCAACCUCUAAUGAAAAUAAAAAAGAGAUUGGUACAACAACACAGCCAGGUAAACGAAGAUGUUGAGCCUCCACUUCAAAAGAAGUUUAAAGCUGAUACAGAUAAUGUUCCGCUAAGAAGAAGUGAAAGAGGUCAAAUACCAUCCAUUCAUACACAACCACCGUUUACAGGAGCAAGGAAGAAACAUCCGAUUCUUCAUCCCUUUGAGCCAGUUGAUAAAACAAGAAAAGAAAAAAUGAGAGAAUGGAAAAUGUCAAACAAAAGAAAGAAGCUGAGAAUCAAUCAAGAGAUAGUAAACGCAAAGUGGUUUUCGGAUAUUGAAACUCCGGGAAAAAAACUUUCAAAAACGCAUAUUGAAGCAGGUUUUGAGUUGCUGAAACUGAGACAGAUAAACAAUCCAGAUUUGUUUCUGAACAAAACUGCCUUAGUUGUUGGAGUGAAGUUUCUUGAAGAAAUAGAUGAGUUUUAUGAUGAGUUUUUAGAUGACAAGAAAGGUUUCCAAUUUGGAGCAGGCUUUGACAAGUACAACAUAGAGAAGAAUAUCAACUUCCUCUAUUCGGCCAUUGCAGUAGCAGAGAAGUAUUGGCUUGGAGUUGUAAUCAACUUGGAGAAGAGAAAUAUCACAGCAUUCAAUUGUGCAGCAAUGAAGUUCACAGAUGCGAGUUUGGUCCCUUACGUUAAUGCAUAUGCGAUGGCUCUCCCAUUCAUGAUUCGCUACUUCUUCAAAGAUGUCAGCAUGGAUACAAGCAAGUUCUCGAUAAAAAUUGUAUCUGAAGGUUCUUAAAAUAGAAGACAGUGGAGUUUAUGCAUUGAAGCUGAUAGAGUGCCAUGCAAUGCGUAUAGUGGAUUUGACAAAGCUGAGUGAAGAAAAAAUUGCAAUCAUCCGAGAAAAGUUGGCGGUUGAUAUCUUCUCGGAAUUACAAUGAAUACUAAUGUGGGAAUGAACAAAAACUUUAUAGCUUGCUUAUAGUUAUGUGUGAACAACUAUCUGUUUUAUGCGUGUUUGGUAAACUUUGUUUGUAGAAUUCUGAGUAUUAUGAGUUUAUGACUUGGAUUUAUGGUUUUCCUU
Messenger RNA from Brassica rapa (field mustard), 3362 nucleotides. RefSeq lists its product as uncharacterized. The record is from RefSeq and is a predicted model, not a curated record. Gene Ontology annotation, biological process: proteolysis. Gene Ontology annotation, molecular function: cysteine-type peptidase activity. NCBI's taxonomy places the organism in Eukaryota, Viridiplantae, Streptophyta, Magnoliopsida, Brassicales, Brassicaceae.